Molecule: messenger RNA, 1889 nt
Organism: Budorcas taxicolor (takin)
Lineage: Eukaryota; Metazoa; Chordata; Mammalia; Artiodactyla; Bovidae
Gene: INO80E
Product: INO80 complex subunit E
Exons: 7
Coding region: 779-1513 (244 amino acids)
Biological process (GO): chromatin remodeling
Cellular component (GO): nucleus; Ino80 complex
Source: RefSeq, a predicted model, not a curated record
UCCGGGUGGCCUUGGAAGAAGCUACGGGUGAACUCCUGCAUCUCAUUCUCCCGCGCCAUUUUGCUCCACCUGAUAUUGGCGGCUCCCGCCUUUUUUCUUCCCGGCCUCCGUCCGUGCGUUUGACAGGAGGUUGCGCACGCGCAGUGCCGUGACGCCGAGAGGCAGGAGACCGUUGCGGGUCGGUCGCGCGCCGCUUGGGUCGAAUUUGCCAGACAAAACUUGUUUUUGCCGGGCAGUUGUAGGGUCUCGUGGCUCCUCCCUUUUCUUAGAAGGAAUCGCUUUUUAAAGUUCUGGUUAGAAACCUAUUCGGAGCCGGUUACACCUUUGAGUGUAACGCAAUCAAAUCGCGACGCUGCCUCCGUUCGUGGUCGCGGGCAACAACUAGGCCUCUGUGACUUUGAAAGGCAGACGGAAAGGGGCGUCCUCGCCUGAAGACUAGGAAUCUCAGGGGGGAAUGUCUUCUUGUCACUUCAAAUCGCUAAGCACAUUUCGAAUCAGUUAAGGGCGCCCUCCAGCGUCCUCCAUCUUUGUGACAUCACGCUUCUCUUCGGCGCCAUUUUUCGCGUAUCCCCUGGAAGCAACGUUCCUUUCCCGGUAUUGCUACGGAGAGCAGGUCGUGUGGUUAAGAUCCCUGAGCGCGGGGCACGCCGGGAGUUGUAGUGCCAGCGGACCCAGCCCUGCCGAGGCCCCGGAAGUUGAGGCGCGAGAGGCCGGGCUGAACCGGCUCGGCGUAGCGGGAUUUAGGACUACAGCUGAGGCGCUUCUCCCGGAGCGGGUCAUGAACGGACCGGCGGACGGUGAAGUGGACUACAAGAAGAAAUACCGGAAUCUGAAGCGAAAACUCAAAUUCCUCAUCUACGAACACGAGUGCUUCCAGGAGGAACUGAGGAAGGCGCAGAGGAAAUUGCUGAAGGUGUCCCGGGACAAGAGUUUCCUCCUAGACCGACUUCUGCAGUACGAGAAUGUGGAUGAAGACUCUUCUGACUCUGAUGCCACUGCAUCUUCAGACAACAGCGAGACAGAGGGGACACCCAAGUUGUCAGACACACCUGCCCCUAAGAGGAAGAGAAGCCCUCCGCUGGGGGGCGCUCCCUCUCCUUCCAGCCUCUCCCUGCCUCCUUCAACAGGGUUUCCCCUUCAGGCCUCGAGGGCCCCCUCCCCAUACCUGAGCUCGCUGGCUUCCCCCACCUACCCCCCAUUCCCUUCUGACUACCUGGCCCUGCAGCUGCCCGAGCCCAGCCCCCUGAGGCCCAAGCGGGAGAAACGGCCCCGCCUGCCCCGGAAACUCAAGAUGGCGGUGGGACCCCCCGACUGCCCUGUGGGAGGGCCGCUGACCUUCCCAGGCCGGGGCUCUGGGGCUGGGGUGGGGGCAGCCUUGGCCCCCCUACCCCCACCCAAGAUGCCCCCCCCCACGAUCCUGAGCGCCGUCCCUCGGCAGAUGUUCAGCGACGCGGGCAGCGGGGACGACGCCCUGGACGGGGACGAUGACCUGGUGAUCGACAUCCCGGAGUGAGCCCCUCUGCCCAGCCCCCUGCCUAGCCCCCUCGGAGCCAGCACACACGAGCCCCCAGCUUCCUCAGAGAAGUUUAUUGACGCCCAGUUGCCAUGCUGCGGCCACGGACACAAUCAGAAAAGGCAUAAACAUGCACGAACAUCCCCCAGAAGGUGGGCCCUCUCCAGGGAGGGCAGGGGUCCUGCCCUCACAUCCCAGCCCGAUCCAGAGGACAGUUAUUUAAAGGAGUGGCCAGGGCCAUCUGUCACCUCUCAGAGAGGCAGAGACCCUGCGGUGGCCCCCCGCUUAAAAGGGCAGCUAUACAGGGCUAGGUAUUGUGUGUGUGUGUGUGUGUGUGUGUUGUUUUUUAAAUGAAGAUUGUGUAUUAAAGAAGUGG